Molecule: messenger RNA, 1987 nt
Organism: Drosophila biarmipes
Lineage: Eukaryota; Metazoa; Arthropoda; Insecta; Diptera; Drosophilidae
Product: carboxypeptidase B
Exons: 4
Coding region: 402-1745 (447 amino acids)
Biological process (GO): proteolysis
Molecular function (GO): zinc ion binding; metallocarboxypeptidase activity
Source: RefSeq, a predicted model, not a curated record
UCCAUUUACGCGACGAUCGCUUUAAAGAUCGGUCGUCGGUCAGCGCGAAAAUUUCCAACACUCUUGGGCUCCCCUUUUUGUUGUUUUUGUUUUGUAAUUCUCGGUUUCGUUGAUUGUUUUUUUCGUUUUUUUUUUAAAUUUUUUAUUUAAUUUUUUUUUUGAAUAACGGCUCCCUUGCGCCGACAGAGCGGCAAUAUAAAAUUGAAGCGCAUACAAGCAGCAUUUAGUCGAAGUUGGAAGCUCAGGCCGCGAUACACUCUCUCCCACACACACCCACAAUCUGCCAAUUGCACUCUCUCCCGAAGAGCCGGCAACUGGAAGAAGAAGAACUGGAAGAGCACUGCAGCAUCCCGAACAACAAAAAACGGUCAACCUGCUGAUAGAGACAGCGAGCCAGAAAGAUGACGGAAGCCACUCGACUGCUGUUGCUGCUUCUCCUGGCGGCUCUGGCAGCCAGUUCAGCCGGCGAGCUGGCGACGAUGCCCGCCAAUCUCACCCAGCUGGAUGCCAACGAGAUUCCCCAGCGGUUCGACGAGGCGCAGCUGUGGCGCAUCCACAACAUCUCGGAGGCGCUGCAGCACCGGCUGCCCGUGGGCCAGAUGCUGGAGCAGAAGUUCGGCGGCAACAUCUGGAAGGAGAACUCCAAGUUCCUGGACAUCUCCAUUGCCCGGGAUCAGCUGAAGGCGGCGCGCAGCUUCCUCUCGGCCCACCGCCUGGCUCCGCAGAUCCUGUCGGAUAAUAUUCAGUCCAUGAUCGACGAGGAGCUGCUCGAGGGCGUGCAGAGCUCUGCCUUUGCCCAGGGCAGAAGAACAAAGAAGGCCGCCAGGAGCAGCAUGCACUGGAAGGACUACCACGACCUGGAGACCAUCUACAGCUUCAUGCGGGAGAUCCGCACCAAGUUCCCCAACAUCGUGCGUUUGUACACUAUUGGCCAGACGGCCGAGGGACGGGAUCUGAAGGUGCUCAGAAUCUCUGAGAAUCCCCGCGAGAACAAGAAGAUCUGGAUCGACGGCGGCAUCCACGCCCGCGAGUGGAUCAGCCCCGCCACGGUGACCUUCAUCCUGUACCAACUGAUGUCCAACUGGGAGAACCAGCCGGCGCACAUCCGCGGCCUGACCUGGUACAUCAUGCCGGUGAUGAAUCCCGAUGGCUACGAGUACAGCCGCACCACCAACCGCCUGUGGCGCAAGAAUCGAUCUCCCUCACGGCGCGCCCAGUGCAGCGGCGUCGAUCUCAACCGGAACUUCGAUAUUGGCUGGAACGGCUACGGCUCCUCCACGAAUCCCUGCAGUGACACCUACCGCGGCUCCUCGCCAGCUUCGGAGCGGGAGACGCGAGCAGUGGCCGAGUUCCUGGCCAAGAGGAAGUACAAUCUGGAGUCGUACCUGACCUACCACAGCUACGGACAGAUGAUUGUCUAUCCGUGGGCAUACAAGGCCGUUAAGGUGAAGGAUUCCAGUGUGCUGCAGCGAGUGGCCAGCUUGGCGGCGGAGCGGAUUGUCCAGAAGACGGGCACGGCCUACAGGGCGGCGGUCACCCACGAGGUGCUGGGCAUCGCGGGCGGUGGCUCCGACGACUGGAGUCGUGCCGCCCUGGGCGUCAAGUAUGUGUACACCAUUGAGCUGCGGGAUCGCGGAGCCUACGGAUUCGUGCUGCCGCCGCGCUUCAUCAAGGACACGGCGCUGGAGGGCUGGACGGUGGCGGAGACGGUGGCCCAGGCCAUUGGACCCAGUGCGUCCGGUUGAAAAGCGGCUAAUCUCACCCGCCUCCCGGUGUAAUUUGUAAUCUCUGUCGCCUUCUCUUACGCCCCCCGCCCACCUGGUGUGCCUGUGAACUGUGUGUGCCUGUGUGUCUGAAGGAUUAUUUAUGUUUGUCUGUGUGCCUGCUUUUGGUGACUGAGAACGAGCGUGUGUGCUUGGGCGGGCUGCUGUAUCCUUGGAAUCCUGUACGGCUUGAAAUAAACCAACCUGCGCUAUUUAUUACUACA